GGUAGGUUUGUUCUCCUCUCGCUGACGAAGAGGAAGUAGAAUAUUCAUCCUAGGGAAUGACCAAAAGUCGUGGGCAAAUCAAGACCAGUUUGUUUGUUUGUUUGAGUUGUUUCUCCACUUUUCGUCUUCAGCUCCUCGGCAGCUUUCAGAGAACUGAAGAUGAACCGAUUUUAUAGUGUCUGAUUUCGAGGACUGGAGGACAUCCGCUGUCCGGCUAAUCCUGCUAGCAGGCAGACAGUCUUAAUGAAUCAAGCCUUGAUAUUAAACAUCAUUGAAAGUUCAUCAGAGAGAUACACAUACACCAACUGCAUCAUGACCGAUGAUGUGAUGUUAAAUGUUCCAGUCAUCCGGCAGCAAUAUCACUGGGACUGUGGGUUGGCAUGUUCGAGAAUGGUACUAGAAUAUUUACAUCCAGUAAGUGAGGAGGAAUUCCAGAGAGCAUGUUUGGACUUGGAGUUCACAGAGAGCGUGUGGACUAUUGACCUGGCUUAUCUCAUGUGUAAGAUGGGAGUCAGGCAUUGCUUCUGCACACAGACACUAGGUGUGGACAAGGGCUUCAGGAACCAGUCCUUUUACAAAAAGCAUUUUGACACGGAGGAGGACAGAGUGAAUGAACUCUUUCUGAAGGCUGAAAGGAAAGGAGUCGUUGUGGAAAAAAGCUCUGUUACUGUUCAGGAGAUCCAGAGCCACCUGGAGCAGGGUAAUGUGGCCAUCGUGCUUGUCAAUGCAGUGGUGUUGGUGUGCGAGCUGUGCUCCACGCCUGUCAAAUACUGCUGUUUCCUCCUGGGUCAGAAGUGUUUCUGCAGGAAGCCAGAUUACCAGGGCCACUUCGUGGUGGUGUGUGGAUUUAACCGCAAGACCGGCAGCAUCUUCUACAACAAUCCGGCUUACUCAGAUCGUGUGUGCUGCACAAGCUUUAGUAAUUUUGAAGAGGCAAGACAGAGCUAUGGAACGGAUGAGGACAUUUUAUUCAUCUACAAAGAUGGCUGAGGCUUUCACAAUGACUUCUUCUGAACAAACAUAAAUUCGAAACGCACCCCUUGUAUCCACUGUGGUUGGCUGGGUAGCAUUCGCCAGCAGGUACAAGCACUGCUGGUCAAUAGCAGGUAGUAUGUGUCAACUCUGCUAUGGUCCUCAUCAGAGCUAUAGCAUCGCACAAAACAUUACUAUGGUGCUAAAUCGGUCACAGAAUGAUAGGUUAUGAAAUGUUAACACAGAAAGGAAAGGGAGAUGAAAUAAUUAUUUAGCUAAGCUAAGUAUAUGUAACUAAAUGUGGACAUAUAUUUUUUAGCUACACCUUGUAUGAUUUAUGUAGUAUCAGCUACUGUCACACAGUUAGAGGUAAAGGAAUGUAUAAAAUGUUGAUGUAACGACUUUCUCAAAUGUUUGUCUAGGGUAGCAGUAAAAAUGAAUGGGAUUAUAUAUAUUUUUUGUAUGUAAUUUGCCUCUAGUAAGACAGAGUCUUACUAGAGUAACUGUGUUACUGUGUAAGAAUAGUUCACCUUACUCACCUCAUGCCAUCCAUGAUGUGUAUUUCUUCUGCAGAACAGAAAUUAAGAUUUUAGAAUAUACAUAUAUAUAUUUUAGCUCUGUAGGUCCAUACAAUGUAAGUGAAUGGUGAACAAAACUUUGAAACUCCUAAAAGCACAUAAAGGCAGCAUAAAAGUAAUCAAUGCCUUCUGAAGCCAUCCAGUCUGUUUUGGGUGAGAACCAGACCAAAAUAAGACCAAAAUACACUUCCUAAUGCUUGAUGUCUUAUUGAUUACUUUUUCUUUUUCUUCCUUUGUGGUUUUUGGAGCUUCAAAGUUCAGACCACUGUUCACUUGCCUUGUAUGGACCUGCAGAGUUGAGAUAUUCUUCUAAAAAUAUUUAUGUUGGCAGAAGAAAGUCAGUCAUACACAUUUAGGAUGGCAUAAAAUGUUUGGGUGAACUAUCCAUUUAAGGGUGUGUAAUUAAACAUGAAUGAUUUAAAUUAUUGUGAAAGAGAGAAACAAUUUUAAAAACUCAGGUAACAUGUUAAAUUCAGAAUGCUAAAUUGUGUCCCACUAUUGGGAAAGAAACAUUUCAUAGGUGCAAUACAUUGUCUUGAUUCACUUCUCCGGGGAUUUCCUCAAGAACAAAAUCACCUGGAUGCCACUCAUAACCUCAUGUAAUGUAGCAAGUGUGAAUGUGGCUGCUUAGUGUUUGACUCUGGCUGAAUUGUAAACCUUGAUCAUAAAGUACACAUAAAGCUUGCACAACUAUCUUAAACUCGCACCAUUAUACGACUGAGAAAUUCUCUGUGUAAAAUUACAUUAUUACGUUUUAAAAUUCUAGUAAUUAUACUGUGUUGGUGUAAUUCAUAGUAGCCACACUAUAUGUUAAUGCCGCCAGAAGAGAAAAGGAACACCUCAUUCUGCUUAAUCUCAAGAGAUAUACUGUCCAGUGUUUUGUAGAAUAGAGUUGUGUGCCAUUUGAUAUAGUCAGUGGUGUGAAGGCUUUGCUGUUUGCUAUCUUGUAAACACA
Messenger RNA from Xyrauchen texanus (razorback sucker), 2505 nucleotides. Its product is annotated as protein GUCD1-like. The record is from RefSeq and is a predicted model, not a curated record. NCBI's taxonomy places the organism in Eukaryota, Metazoa, Chordata, Actinopteri, Cypriniformes, Catostomidae.